UGAAUGUGAUGGUCAAGUGUUCACAAAUUUGUGGCCAUAUAGUGUAUGUCAAAGUCUUAAGUAUUAUUUCGGGGGGAGUAGAUUUCAGGACAAAUGUCUGUUGAGUAAUAUUGCUGGAGGACAUGUGUAGUAAUUAUGAUCAGUUCACACGGGAAUAAUGAUUGCCACACACAGACUAUGAAGUCACAGAGAAGGCAGUGACCUUUAUUAAAGUGCUUGUUGUAGGGCUUUUGGUUGCACAAGUUGUCAAGUACUCCACUAUGCAGAACCUCGAUCAUUAGUAGGUCACGUAACCAUAUAAUGUAUGUAGGCUAUACGUGUGCUAGGAACUCAAUCGCUUACCAGAAACUAUGGUUGAUGGUCUGACAUUCAUCAGGCAGGUUGAUGUCUCAGGGCAUUUAGAUUAAAAAAAAAAAAGGAUAGUAUAUAGAGCAGCUUGUGUAGAAUUCACAGCAUCAACCAACCAGGCAAAUCCACUCAGCCAAUUUAUUUGCGUUUCAUAUUGAAAAUUGUGUGCACUGUUCUGGCCCACCUGUAUUCAUGUGUUUGUCUACCAUGGCAUCGUUGUACUGUUCCUGAAAUGCUGUAUGGUUUUUUUGACUGAUAAGGCUAAAAUCUCAGAACAUAAUAGUUAUUGAUGUUAAAUAUUACACCUAAAAUGCUUAUCAGAUUUACACAGUACUACUUUGGUAAUGAUUAAUAGUGUCUGACUUGAUCUGUACAAUAUUUGGGUUGGCUACCCUUUCAUAUAACCUUUCCGUGUUAAUUGGUUGAUGCUUAAAAAAAAAAACCUUCAUGUCAGCCAGAUGAUAUAGGUCAGUUGGUUUAUUUGUCAACCACAAAUCUGUGCUCCUGUCAGCUUUGCUAGUAAUUGCUGGCUUUCAGAUAGAAAAAAAAAAAUUCCAGCAUUGUGCUCUUUUAUAUGCACUUCCUCCAUAAGCACUGUUGCUAGCUCUAAUAAAUGUAAAUUUCCUUGUAGCAAAUGUUAAUUAGGACUAGUAGCAGUGUAGUGUGUAGAGAAUCACAUUUGCAAGGAACAGUCUGCUUUGGACUUAUAAGCUUGUUGAUAUGAUUUGAUUAUGCUUUCCUUGAAAUCUAGGUGUCUUGAUCACCUGUAAGUUUUUUUGCAUGACCAUUUGUCCCAACACAGCGGGACAGAUUCACAUAGUCAGAAAAGGACAUGAUUUUUGAGGACAACAGUGUACUCAUUUGGAUUUCACGGGACUAAAGAAGGUCAAACUAUAAUUUCUGAAAAGAAAUGUGACCUUGUCUGUCACCCAGAGCACUGCCACACUGCCAUCCUGAAACGUUUACCUCUGUGGGUUUGUGCUGGCUUACACCUCCAAGACCAGGUGUCACGGCAGUCUCAGGAGGUCACAGGUGUGAAUCACACGCAGUUCUUAAAUAGCAAGAAAGUUUUUCACUGUUCAGAAGAACUUGGGAAGCUAACCGGUAAGUGAUAGACUGUCUUUGCUAUUGAAAUGCAGGUCUUCUUGCCAGGACAUACUCUUAUAAGAUAUGAGGUUAUAAGAUGUUAAAUGAGGGUAAAACUGCAAAAGUGAAAGGUUUAUCCAGGUGUAGAAUGAGCUGCUAGUUCAAUGUAAUCAUGAUCCAUACAUAAAUAAGCAUAGGAUAUGAUGUGAUGGCUAUCGAUGCGUCUUAAUCAAUAUUCAUCUUGAAUGCUCAUUAACAGAUAUAAUAUGACAGCACUGUCAGAAGGUGAUUCAUUUUCUGUAACAGCAGCUCCGCCAGUAGUGCCAACUGAAAGAACAAGUAAAUUACCUGUCUUGGACUUUGGACAUGUAGGACCACAGACACUUCUCAUUUAGAUCAUCUCACACAAAUGGUAAUGAGCCUGCGAGUGUCAGAGCUGCAGGUUCUUCUGGGCUACGCCGGGCGCAAUAAGCACGGCCGGAAGCAUGAGCUGCUGACCAAAGCGCUACACCUGCUGAAGGCUGGCUGCAGUCCGGCCGUACAUAUGAAGAUCAAGGAGCUGUACAGGCGCCGCUUCCCCACUAAACUGCUCUCGCCAGCCGAGCUGGCCCUGCAGGGGGUGCACGCGCCCGCCGUAUCACUGCCCACCGGCCUCACCCAGCUGCCGUUCGAUGGACACGCGUCACCCACAUCCCCACUGCUGCCCAUAUCGCUCCUGGGGCCCAAGCAUGAGCUGGCGCUACCCCACCUGCCCUCUACGCUCCACCCUGUCCACCCCGACGUCAAACUGCAGAGGCUGCCCUUCUACGACGUGCUCGACGAGCUCAUCAAGCCCACCAGCCUCGCUUCAGACAGCAGUCAGCGCUUUCAGGAAACGUGUUUUGCUUUUGCAUUAACACCACAGCAAGUCCAGCAGAUCAGCAGCUCUAUGGACAUCUCGGGGACCAAAUGUGACUUCACGGUACAAGUACAGUUAAGGUUUUGCUUAUCAGAAACCAGCUGUCCACAAGAAGACCACUUUCCUCCUAACCUCUGUGUAAAAGUCAAUGGGAAACCAUGCAACCUUCCGGGGUACCUUCCUCCUACCAAAAAUGGAGUUGAACCAAAGCGUCCCAGCAGACCCAUCAACAUUACCUCACUGGUCAGACUGUCCACCACUGUCCCCAACACCAUUGUGGUGUCCUGGACAUCAGAGAUUGGGAGGAGUUACUCCAUGGCUGUUUAUCUGGUGAAGCAGCAGUCAUCUACAGCGUUGUUACAGAGACUCCGUGCCAAGGGCAUCAGAAACCCAGACCACUCCAGAGCACUCAUCAAAGAAAAGCUAACAGCAGAUCCUGACAGUGAAAUUGCUACUACCAGUUUGCGGGUGUCGUUACUCUGCCCGCUGGGGAAGAUGCGGCUAAUGAUCCCGUGCAGAUCAUUGACGUGUACCCACCUGCAGUGCUUCGACGCCACACUCUACAUCCAAAUGAACGAGAAGAAGCCCACCUGGGUGUGUCCCGUCUGUGACAAGAAAGCACCAUACGAACACCUUAUCAUCGACGGGUUGUUUAUGGAGAUCCUGAACAGCUGUGUAGACUGUGAUGAGAUUCAGUUUAAGGAAGAUGGCAGUUGGGCCCCCAUGAGGUCGAAAAAGGACGUGCAGGAGGUGUCUGCUUCAUACAACGGUGUAGACGGCGGGUGUCAGCCAUCAGCACCCGAGCAGAAAUCCAGCUCCCACACGAACGGCAGCGGCAGUAAGAAAGUGGAGGUGAUCGAUCUGACUCUGGACAGCUCAUCUGAGGAUGAGGAGGAGGAAGAACCGCCUGUAAAGAGAAACUGCCCCUCCCUCUCACCGGCAUCACCACAGAUGAACAAGGGAGUGUUGAAUUUGUGUACUCAGGCAUCUCCUGCAAGUCGAACUCCCAGCAUGCCACAAAUGGAGACCAGCUACAUCCCCCCUCCUCCACCGCUCAUACAGGACUACCGCCACUACUAUCCUACACCCAACGAUCUGUCAGAUUUGAACUUUUUCUCAUUUUUACAAGGAGAGAAUCAUCAGCACUAUAACAUGGUGAUGGCAGCGGCGGCAGCCUCGGCGUCUGAGGAUCACGACCUCCUGCUGAACCGUUUCCUGCCGUACAGCUCCUCUCAGCUCUUCCUGGACGCUCCUGGCACUCCGGUGAGUAGCAGCGGCAGUGCUGUUCACGCCGCUCUGAACGUCAACCGCAGCAACAGCAACAGCUCCAGCAGCAGCAGCCUUCCCACAAUCCCCCGCUCCGGCUCGGACAUCUACAGCUCCAUCCCUGAUAUCAUCUCGCUAGACUGAUCCACACCCUCACGCUCCAAACAGACUCCAUACAUUUGGUUUUGGGAGAAAACAAAAACACGAAAGAAACCAGAAAAAAAGAAAGUGAGGUGUUUAUUUGUUUUUCCUAAACGAUGAACGUUUGCUAUGUACAGAGAACAAAUAUAUUUUCAGUUUUACUUUUUGUAUAUAUAAACUCAGAAGACUUUUUUUCCUAUUAUGCGAAUAACUAAGGUUUGGUUUUCUUCCAUGGAAAAAAAAGACUUUUUUAUUUCAUCACAAAUUGUUGUGUUGUUGUCCCCUUGAUUAUACUGUUAUAAUAUUUUAUAUCUUUAUGGUCUUUUGCUACAUUAUAUUUAGUGUCAUUUCUGAAUCCACGUCGAAGGCGUUACCCUCCCACACAGGGACAUCGCAGCGUGCUUGCCCGUCCCUCGUCCACAUGGACGUUCCAGAUGGACAGAGACAUGCAUCUCUAGUGCUGGCAGUGUUUUUCAGCUCGCAGAUGGUUUUAUAAUACUUUUAAAUUAUAUGAAGUAUGUGAACUGUUAAGCAUUUCUUUAUCUUCAGGAAUCUGCUGUCUCCUGCCAUUGCUUUUUCUCUUCUUCUUAAUUAUAUUACACUUAUUUAUAAUUAAGAGCAGACACAUUUUGCUCUGAUUGUACUGUCAUCUUUGUAGAAUUUGUGCUAAAUCACUUUUUUAUAUUUCAGACCACUUUUUUUGCACAAUGCCAAAAGCGAUGCCACAGAAAAUCAUUCUCCUUUCUUUCUUUCUUUCUUCCUUUCUUUCUUUCUGUGACUCAAACUGUAUUUCACUGUUUCUUCCGUUUGUGUGUUUUUUGUUUUGUUUUGUUUUUUUGAGGUGAGUACGGAAGUGUGUGUCAACCCGAAAGACUUCUAGUGGUUGGAAAAUUUGCCGUCUGUGUUUUGAUCUGAUGCAGCAUUUCUCUAUGUUACACACACAGUUGUGUGUGUGUUUGAGUGUGUGUGCGCGUGUGUGAGUGAGAGUUUGACUCAGAACUGCUCCUAUCCUUGUGAGAAGCUUUAUAUACAGCUUUAUAAUAAACAACUCUAGUACUUAGAGUUCUGCUCAGUACUCUAAUUGAUGCCUCCUCGCCACUUUGAUCCUAGUCCUUCAGCUCGUGACCUGGGAAUUGAUCAAAUUUCAUAGAGAUGAAAUAUAUCCGAUAGUAGGUUCUUGGAUAGAUUUCAUCCCAGAGCACAGAAGCCUCCUACUCACCAUAGUUAGGCUAAAAUUGAGAAAUCAAUUUAACCUUUGUUGUUCAGAAAUGUAGCUAGAUAAGCUAGCUAAUUAACCAGUACAGUCGGAAGAUAGAAACAGCAACAGUGUUGUUAUGGUUAAAUUUUGUGCAUCUUGUGAGCUGCUUUUCUCAUAUCAACAACAACAAGAAAAAAAAAACACCUAGCGUGAAAGCAGCCUACGCUGUGCUGGAAUUUACACAAGACGUGCAGAUGAUGCAAGUCAGGUGACUGUGCAAGCAUGGUGAUCUACACCUGCAGUGUCGUAUUUUAUGUUAAAUCGGUGUGUAAUGAUACUUUUUUGUUCAUAUGUAGACCUGUUACACCCAGUGGCAAGUGACAGCUGUGCAACAAGUCAUCAGUAAUGAAUAUUGCUUUAAAAUGAUGCUUUAGUGAGCAAAAAUGUCUAAUUUGGCAAACAAACAAACCAUUUGACUUCUAUGUCCUCGCAUCUCUUCCUCUCAUCCCUUUCCAUUCUUUAGAUAGAGGAGUUAAGAAAAGGAGAGGAAGAAGUUAGAUAAUAACCUACAAGAUACAACGGAGCCUUUUUAAACACUAAAAUGGCUCGAUCUUAGCAGGUGAGAGAGAAAAGGUCUAUUUCAUAGACAGCCCCAGCAUAUGAGAUGACGGCCUUGUGGCUUGAAUGCGCAUGACCUUUUACUCUACGGCUCAACACUUCCUGUGUUGGUAAAGAACAAUAUAUUUAUUUUAAGAGUUAUUUAAAUUAAGAAAGGUUGAAGAUGAAGGUUUAAAGUACCUCAUUUUGCUUGAGAUCAUUCGGGAUAUAUAAAGCUGUGUGUGUGUGUGUGCGUGUGUGUGUGUGUGUGUGUGUGGGCUUGCACAGUGCUUGGUGUUGCUUGAGAUCUUGUCCCAACACCUAAUUGCAUUUCUGGCUGAGAUAAUUAUGAUAGGCUUGUGUUCUCGAUAUUCAGCCUUCAUAGUGUGACUGAUCUUUUUCAUAAUGGUCCAUAUUUCCAUCACCUGCUAAAUGAUUUCUCUACUUUUUAGUGCAUAAAUUAUCUUCAGUAUUUUCAGUUGUUUUAUCAUGCUGUAACCUCAUGAAACAGUGUUUCAUUCAGUUGAUUGCUCAAUAUCGUAGACAACAAAUACCUUUUGGCACUGAUUAUCUCUCUCUGUCACUCAGCUGCCUAAUUUUAACAAAGAUGGCAUUGUAUAGGAGAGAAGGUGUUCAGAACACGGUUUAACGUGUAAUGUCAUGACUGACCUACAUUUUAAUAGUCCCGAUUGUUCCAUUUAUGUGGGAGAAUUGAUUCUCUUGUGUAAAACGCUGGAUUAGCUCAUACAAAUAUAAGCUUUAUUAUGUUACAGUCAAACUGACGAUUGCAACCUCUUGUGCUUUCAACUCCUGCAGUUAUGUUCUAGUUUUUCUUUGAAUAACAUGCUCUCUGACAGUGUUAAAGACUGAAUGUCUGGUCAUAUUUGCUCAAUAACUGUUGCUUUGGAUCACGCCUCCACCAUCAAACCAAAAUAAGUCGAUAAUUUUUUUUUUUGGUCCCUUUUCAGUUCACAGUAAGUCAAUAAAUACAUCAACAGCAUCAACAUGGUCACUCCAUUUUGAACUGAAUCUUUCAAUCCAUUUGAACUGAACUUUUCUGCUUCCUUUCUCUGCAUGUAUGGUUGAUAUUAUUAAUUACAAAGCGUAUAAAAGCUGAUUUGCUCGAUAAUACCAACAAAAUCUCAACCUAUUGUUCAUCAACUUGAUGUCAGUGUUUUGUAAUGAUUGACAAAGGGAAGUAUUUUGUGUGUAUGUGUGGGUGUGUGCGAUUUUAUUUGAUGUAGGGGUAAUUGUGUGAACAAGAUUGAUAUGUAUUUGUAUUCUGGCCCUGGAACAUCACAUCAAAGCUAUUUCUAUAUUUUUUCAAAUGCAAAAAAAACUGUGCUAUAAAGUAGACAUUGUGUCUGAGUCAGAUUUUAUUUUAUUUUAUUAUUUUUCAUUUCAUAUAAGCUGACAUCUGCGCUCACUGCCUUAAACUUCACUUCCUCUGUCUGUGGCAUGUCCGAUAAGAGAAACAGCUUUUUAAGGAGAUGUGGAAGAAAUAUUGUAUAGUAGAACAAUGUCAGUUUGUAUAAAGUACUAAGGGAAAAAAUAUUUAUUACCUGCAUUGGAAGAAAUUGUUUACUUAAUAAAUGUUACCUGUUUAUUUAGGGACGUUUAGAUGUAAUAAAUACAUUGAGUUAAACUUU
This is a messenger RNA of Pangasianodon hypophthalmus (striped catfish), 7183 nucleotides long. RefSeq names its product protein inhibitor of activated STAT, 1a (gene pias1a). The coding region runs from base 1844 to 3742 and encodes 632 amino acids. The transcript is spliced from 15 exons. Gene Ontology annotation, molecular function: transcription coregulator activity; zinc ion binding; SUMO ligase activity. The record is from RefSeq and is a predicted model, not a curated record. Gene Ontology annotation, biological process: regulation of transcription by RNA polymerase II; protein sumoylation. NCBI's taxonomy places the organism in Eukaryota, Metazoa, Chordata, Actinopteri, Siluriformes, Pangasiidae.